Molecule: messenger RNA, 3177 nt
Organism: Anarrhichthys ocellatus (wolf-eel)
Lineage: Eukaryota; Metazoa; Chordata; Actinopteri; Perciformes; Anarhichadidae
Gene: tmdd1
Product: transmembrane and death domain 1
Exons: 7
Coding region: 2383-3177 (264 amino acids)
Biological process (GO): signal transduction
Molecular function (GO): protein binding
Source: RefSeq, a predicted model, not a curated record
AUGUUGUCAGCUGUAGCUUCAGUCCCUCGUGAAGAAAGCUUCGAGCUAUUUUGUUGUUUGAUUCGCAUUGCAUUCACAGAGUCACUGGGGAACUAAAGGAGCAUCUAAGGUGAGUAAUGCAUAUUAAACGAGGUAAGGCAUUUGUCUAUGCACAGAAAAAGCUAAAAGUCUAAUCUUGCAACUACUUCAGACAGUAGAUUUGUCUAUAGCUACAACUAUAACUUAUACCCAGUUAGAAAAGUACCUGUGUCGAAUUAUUUAAAAGGAUAAGAUCACCUGGAGGAAUCACAAGCUCGGAAGCAGCUUGUUAGCAGGACCGACAAAGAUUUUUGGGUGUGGGAGGGGAGCAGUUGUGUGAAGAGGUGUACAUAAAAGAGGGAGAAGUAUGACUAUCGGAAAGCUUCAGGUGUGGGGAGUGAGCGUGGUGUCGUCUUUCCCCAGGAGCAGGGACUCUGAGGCGGACAGAUAGCGGGGCUGGCCGUGGUGUCCGGUGGCAGUGGUGUGCUCGAGGAGGGCUGUGGUGGUGGGGGGGGGUUGCAUCACUGAUGACUGAAGAGUCAUUCAGCUCAGACCUGUGAUAACGUGCCAGAGCUCAGGAUUUCAACAGCAGCCUGAAACCCUGGAGCCUCAGAGCAGGGCAGGCCUGGUCUCGCUCAGGCUCAAACUUUAACUCAAGAAAAGGGAGAGGCCAACAUUCAAUCCCUGCUGCACUCAUUGCCACCUCCUCCACCUCGGAGGCUCCCUCAUAAAUCAUACAGUCCCAAUCGCCUGCUCUGCACCAGGUGCCAGGGUCGGCCUCCAUCCGGCCUCCAGCUUAACAUUAAAAAUCCUCACUCAGGGAAAACUGUAAUGAGUCAGAAUCACAAUGAAAUUCAGAUUGGAAAUGAACAAGGCUGUGUUAUGUAUUUUUUGUGUCUUAUAUUUCAGACACUUUCUGCAAGAAUAUCCCAUGUGUUCUAUCCUUCAUUCCACCGGAGUCUGUGUCUGUAGUAAACCAGAUUUCAGUGGUGUGAAGUGUAAGAGACAUGGGGAUACUGCUUCACAAGCUAACACUCAAAAACUGGAAGGCAUCCAAUUCAAAAGUCAAAGUAGUAAAUCAAUUUGUUCCAUUUUGACUGAAUUUUGAAUGUUUUUCUACAAGAGCCUACUGUUGUGAUAUAUGGUACUAUAUAUUUGAAUGUAUUUCCACUGCUAUAUCGUAUAAGAUAUGUUUUGCAUAUAUUUUCAUCAAUAAGAUACUGUACUGAGCAACUCACUUAUAUGAAUAAAUAUCUUGACCUUUUGUCCAGUUUGUCUUUCUUUCAACAUCUUAAAUCAUUACGGAGCCGUUACACCACCCACACCCAACUUUCUGUGGCUGUCAGCCUCAGAGCGUGAUUUUUUUUUUUUUUCUUCAUUAGCCAAGACGUAGGAUUUCAGACUCAGCCCACGCAAACAACCUUUAAUGUUUGGCAAAUGAAGCUUAUUAACAAUGUGAAACAUGCCCGCACUGUAGCCCACACAAUAAUGCCAUUUAACAGGUUUCUCCCUGCUAGUGAGCUGCAUCUCAAGAACUCCCAGCACCCGUCCCUAUACAGCGGUGCACAUCAAAGGGAAAUAGUGCUGGUUUACUUUUCCAUCCCUCAGUGAUCCAUCGUAUACUCCACAAUAUGUGCAUUACACUCUUGCUAUGCAAGUGAUACAAGGCUGACUAGGCUGCGUAGUUAUUGUAAUGCUGACAACCAGACCUGGUCUGGAUAAAGCCUCCGAGUUCAAUGGAAUUUGAAACAAAACAAAGUGAGGAGUAGAGACAAUGUGCAGGUUGUGAUAGUAAGAAGUUGACCUUUAUAUGUUGUGUGGUCUGGUUAACAGAUGUGAACGUCACACCAUGAACAGCUGUAUUACUUAAAACAACUGUCACACAUGUAUAAUAAUUAUUUGCAAUACACAUCACCUCAUAUUUACAUUCAUCUAUAUGUGUAUUCUAUAUUCAUUGACAAGAUCACGUUGCUAAAACUUGUAAUGUGAUUUAAAAUGUUGCUUUUCACCAUUUCAUAUAAUUGUAAAUUGAAUAUAGACUAAAUCAGCAGUUUCACAUUUUUAAUGGCAUUCUGUUAUGAUUUUUGGAAAUUUUAUAGAGAAAUAAUUACUUUAAUCAAAAAUGGUUGAUUCAUCCGUAAGAAGUAUUACAGCCCUCGUGUAAAUUUUCCAGAAUUUCUAUCAUUUACAAAUUGUGUGGGCAAAAUAAUGCAUCCAUAACAGCAUUUAUAUAUCUUGCAUGGUGAUUGACUGUUUCAAAAAAAGCCAUUCCACACCAUUCAACACAUUCUAAAACAAGUUUUGAAAAUAAACUUCAUAUACUGUUAGCAGCACCUGUAUUGAGUCUACACUACUUCAGCUGACAUGAAUUUCUGUCUCUUCUUCUUCUUUCUACUUCUGAGUUCGACCCUCGGAGGGGACACGGUUGCAGAGGACAUUGGUGUCCAUCAGUUGGAGCGUUUAGUGGAGUUGCUGACGUCUAAGGAGUGCGAGGACCUUCUGUUCGCCCUCUCUCACCCAGAGGAGAACAUCUUCCAGCACAUUGAGCGUCUCUCACACGGAAACAAUCAACUAGAUCCUAAGCCUCGAGUCAAGAGAGACGUCUCUCCUGCUGCAGAUAGUGAGGCUCAGUGCCGGACGGCCCUGACAGACUGGAUGCUGAAGUACGGCAAGCAGACCUACUACGACAGGCUUUCUCGCGCCUUGCAGCACAUCGGCAGAACCGACAUUGCCAUUGAAGUGGGGAAGAACAUCAACCAGGACAAAAUCUUGGGGCUUAAACUCUACGUUGAAGACUACCACAAAUUUGUCAACUCUUUAAACUUCCCACCGGAACAAUCGGACUCAAAAGACCAAGAGCAUAAAGCCCAGAGGGUCAGAAAAAGAAGAGUAAGGGAUCUGACAUGGCGUGACCUGGAUCUGAUCGUGGAGCGGGCUCCUGUCGCUCUGUACCAGAAGGGGCCUUUGGAUGUAGCUCUGCCCCUCUUGUAUGGCAUCCUGCUGGGCUUCGGAGGGACCUUGCUUGUAGGCGUCGCUAUCAUUUUUGUCAUCAUACACAUCUCCCGUAGAAACCAGCAGAGCCGUCACCCCAGGGUCUCCAGAAGUCCCACCAGGGAGCUGCUCUUACUGAAUAUUCUUCUCAGGGACAGCUCUUCAUAA